ACGGUGGCCACGGCAGGCUGGGCUGUGCAGGCUACGAGUAAAGAUCUAAUUAUCAUGGACCUGCGACAGUUUCUCAUGUGCCUGUCCCUGUGCACAGCCUUUGCCUUGAGCAAACCCACAGAAAAGAAGGACCGUGUGCACCAUGAGCCUCAGCUCAGCGACAAGGUUCAUGAUGAUGCUCAGAGUUUUGAUUAUGACCAUGAUGCCUUCUUGGGUGCUGAAGAAGCAAAGACCUUUGAUCAGCUGACACCAGAAGAGAGCAAGGAAAGGCUUGGAAAGAUUGUAAGUAAAAUAGAUGGCGACAAGGACGGGUUUGUCACUGUGGAUGAGCUCAAAGACUGGAUUAAAUUUGCACAAAAGCGCUGGAUUUACGAGGAUGUAGAGCGACAGUGGAAGGGGCAUGACCUCAAUGAGGACGGCCUCGUUUCCUGGGAGGAAUAUAAAAAUGCCACCUACGGCUACGUUUUAGAUGACCCAGACCCUGAUGAUGGAUUUAACUAUAAACAGAUGAUGGUUAGAGAUGAACGGAGGUUUAAAAUGGCAGACAAGGAUGGAGACCUCAUUGCCACAAAGGAGGAGUUCACAGCUUUCCUGCACCCUGAGGAGUAUGACUACAUGAAAGAUAUAGUAGUACAGGAAACAAUGGAGGAUAUAGAUAAGAAUGCCGAUGGUUUUAUUGAUCUAGAAGAGUAUAUUGGUGACAUGUACAGCCAUGAUGGAAAUGCUGAUGAGCCAGAGUGGGUAAAGACAGAGCGAGAGCAGUUUGUUGAGUUUCGAGAUAAAAACCGUGAUGGGAAGAUGGACAAGGAAGAGACCAAAGAUUGGAUCCUCCCCUCAGACUAUGAUCAUGCAGAGGCAGAAGCCAGGCACCUGGUCUAUGAAUCAGACCAAAACAAGGAUGGCAAGCUUACCAAGGAGGAGAUUGUUGACAAGUAUGAUUUAUUUGUUGGAAGCCAGGCCACAGAUUUCGGAGAGGCCCUAGUACGACAUGAUGAAUUCUGAGCUACAGAGAGAGGAACUCACAUUUCCUCAAAAGUAAUUUAUUUUUACAGCUUCUGGUUUCACACGAAAUUGUUUGCGCUACUGAGACUGUUAUUACAAACUUUUUAAGACAUGAAAAGGCGUAAGGAAAACCAUCCCGUCCCUAUUCCUCCUCCUCUGCGAGGGACUGGAGGGAAACCGUGCUUCUGAGGAACAACUCUAAUUAGUACACUUGUGUUUAUAGAUUUACACUUUGUAUUACGUAUAACAUGGUGUGUUUAUUUUUGUAUUUGUUCUCUGGUUGGGAGUAUGAUAUGAAGGAUCAAGAUUCUCAACUCACACUUGUAAGCAUACAUUAGCCCUUGACUCUUUCUCAACUCUUAUCAUAGAAUUUUUAUAAUUCUCACUUACCUAAUUUUUUAAGCCUGAGAUCAAUAAGAAUUGUUCAAGAGAAACAAAAGGGAAAAAAAAUACUCCAUAGUUCUACAAUUUAUAUUUAGAUAGGUGACACUUAAUCUUGCCCACUGAAAAGUCUGAUAUUUAUUUCACAAAUAGGAGGAGCCACGUAGUACAUCAGUUGCUCACAGAUCCAGUAGACUGAUCCCUGUGCUUUAAGAGAAUUUGGCCCAAAUUGAUUUCAUCCCCCAUUCCCCCAAUCUGUUUAAUUUUAUCAAGCACAGCUGUGGUGGGAAGGGUUAGGGCCAGUGUUUUGGAAAUCAAGUAGUGAAUGUGAUCUCUUUAUAGAGCUAUAGAUAGAAACAGCUAGAAAACUAAAGGAAAAAUACAAGUGUUUUUAGGGCAUACAUUGUUUUCUGGGUAGGGAUAUGACAUAAUUAUUUGCCUGUUAAAGUCCCUGUAAGUGCCCCAUCCUGCUCCUCUUCCUCGGGUGUGCCAAGGAUUUAAUCUUGGUUUCACUGUAAUUAAUAUUCACUCCUUUCCAAUCACAUCAUUGUAAGUGCCUUUAAUGAGAGAAAUGGUCACUGAAUGGGAAUUCUCUUAAGAAGCCCUAAGAUAAAAUAGAUUUGGACACCUUUUAUGAAAGAUUAGAACCUCCCAAUAUAGUGGGGAUUUUUUUUUCCUUCUCUUUUGGACAAUAGUUAAAUAGCAGUGUUAGUUACAAACUUGGUUGCAGUAUUCUUACCUUGUGGGCUGGUUUCCAAAAACCACAUGCUGCUGAAUAUACCAGGGAUCCUCAUACCUCAGAAUGCAAACCACUUACUACCAGGCCUCUUUUUGUGUCCGCUGGAGAGCUUGAGCUCACACUCAGAGAUGAGAGGACGUGCAGAGAGGGCUCUUUGGUUUGAGGACCAUUGCUCUCCCUUCCUGCCUUUGACCCCAUCCCCUCAUCUCCCUGCUGUCCCCCUCCCCCCAAGGCAGAUCAACAGGUUGCCAGUUCUCAUGAAAGGCAGGGAUGUUCUAGAAAGAGCUAAAGAAAGCAUCUUCUGUCCCCCCUCCACUUUAACACACGUUUUAUGCAACACAAACGCUAUCCUUCUUGGUCUCUUUCUUACAGAUAGACCUCUUUUGCGAAAUAUUGUAUUCCAAGUUUAUAGCCCUCAGGUUACCAAGAUAAAUAUAUGUAUAUAUAACCUUUAUUAUUUCUUCUGUCUUUCUGGGUAAUACAUUCAGGUGGUGCUGGGUGAUUAUCAUAAUCUGAACCUAGGUAUACUGUCUUCCACAAUCAUGUGAGGUGGGCUCCUUGUUACAAUAAAAAGCCAGGUAUCAUGUAACUUCUCCUCAGCCUUUGUAUUGAGCUCUUGAUAGUGAAUAUGCUCUUUUGAAGUUUAACCACAGUAUAUGAUGAUGAAAAUUUGUUGCCCUCUGGAUUCCCCGAUUUUAUUGUUAAGAAGACCAGAGAUAAUAAUGCCACCAACCCUGGCUUAGUUCGGGCACAUUGUGAACUAUGUGUCAAGACAGCCUCAAAGCUCGCUCAGUGCAUAGAGUCUAGGCUUUGUGUUAAAAUCAGACUGAGCAAAACUUAAUCUGCCAAGAAGGCAACUUCCAAAUCCUGGGGACUCAGCAGCAAGCAUUGUAAUUUAACCCCUAAUGAUUCCCCCUGGGUUUUGGGGGGAGGGGUUGUUGUUUUGGGGGUUUUUUGGUUUAAAUCAAGGCUAAGGCUGGUGAACAGUAACUACACACCCAUAUUGUGUGUUCUGUGAAUGCUAGCUCUCUUGAAUUUGGAUAUUGGUUAUUUUUAUAGAGUGUAAACCAAGUUUUAUAUUCUACAGUGCAAACAGGUACCUGUUUCUAAAUAAAACUGUUUACAUUC
Nycticebus coucang (slow loris) is the source of this 3250-nucleotide messenger RNA. RefSeq names its product calumenin (gene CALU). Bases 55 to 1002 code for a protein of 315 amino acids. Gene Ontology annotation, molecular function: calcium ion binding. NCBI's taxonomy places the organism in Eukaryota, Metazoa, Chordata, Mammalia, Primates, Lorisidae. The transcript is spliced from 7 exons. Gene Ontology annotation, cellular component: endoplasmic reticulum. The record is from RefSeq and is a predicted model, not a curated record.